GUUGGGACUCAGUCGAAGGCUGCUGUUUCCCUGUUUCGCGACAUCGCUUUACUCCGCACGUUAGUAGUUCGUUCAAAAGUUGGAUUUUUUAUUUUGAAAAAUCUUAUAAUUUGCGGUCUUCUUAUAAAUCAUCAAUGUUUCAGCUCUCUUAUACCACCAGUUCUGAUUGUAAUAUUAAAUCUUUGUGAACCAGGAAGUCAAAGAGAACGAGACUUAGAAGUAUGGCGGAAAGCGGGAGCAGAAACGUGCUGAUCGCGCUGAUGCUGUUAUCGCUGUCGUGUUUCGUCAAUGCCACCGUUAUAGAAGAUCAGUCGGAAUUCGAGUUACUAGGCGUCAACGAUACCGGUCUCCUCCGCGUUAAGCCUCAGGGCACCACAUCUCAAACUAUUCUUCGUACCGGUCUGCCCAGCAAUGCCAAAAUCAUCGAUAUCGACUACCACCGAUCGAGAAACCUUGUCUUCUGGAUCGAAAGCACGGCUCCACGGAUUCAGUCCAGAAGCUUGGACAACGACGGUCAACCGAUUCGCACGUUUGCCGAGAAAAUCGGCGCGGAUUGGGAACCCGUAGCCCUGGCAGUAGACUUCAUCGGAGACGUGCUCUACGUCGUGGACCUUCUUGGUCGCAGAGUCGAAGUCUACGAUCUCGAGAAUGUGGGCAGGAGUGCCACAGUCGUGGCUGCCGGUCUGGACAGGCCGAUCGGCAUUGCAGUGGACCCAUACGCGGGGCUCAUGUUUGUGGUCGACAACGAUCGGAUCACGCGAAUGAACAUGGACGGCAGCUCGAGCAUGCCGAUAAUCCGCAAGAGUAUCGAAUCGGCAAUCUCCAGUCUGACGAUCGAUCACACCACCAAGACGAUAUAUUGGUGGGACAGCGACCUGAAGAUCGUCGAGAGCUCGAGUUAUAUCGGGUAUUCUCAGAGGAUUCUUUACCGAUCGCACGAUAACGAAGUUUUGACGAGCCUGAACUUUUUCGACAAUCAGCUCUACUACCUGGAAAAGAAUGCGAAAAGCGUGUCGCGCAUCGAUGUUACCGUGCACAAUCUGUUAGCUGAAAAGAUCCUGGACAAUUUCGCCGCCUCCAGCUUUCGAAUUCUCCGACCCGUAGAGGAGGUGGACGCCUUUCCCUGCAAAGUCGCCAACUGUCAACACAUGUGUCUCCUGAACUCUCGAAGCGAGCGAAGGAGCUGCGUCUGCCCGAUGAAUCAAGUCUUGAAAUCCGACGGCAGCAACUGUCAGAGGCUCGACGAGUUUCUGCUGUAUUCGCAAAAGGAAGUGAUAAAGGGUCGAGAACUCGAACCCGUAAUCGGAUCUUCGUCGCCGGUUGUCGUGACAGUCGCGGCCAGGCGCAGCCAUGCGCUGAGCAUCGACUUGGAUUACGUAAGACGGAAGGUCUACUUUGCCGAUGCUGCUUCGAAGAAGAUCUACGCGAGUGACAUCAAGACAGGUGUGCGAGAGGAGAUAGCCGGUUACGAGGGCUUGGCCAGCAUAGCCGUGGACUGGCUCGCUCAGAACCUCUACUACACCGAUUUCGUGGCGGGUAAUCUGUGCGUCGUGAGCCUCAGGAACUUCACGAACCACAAGUGUCUGCUGGACAGUCUGACCGGCCCGAGAUUCGUGCUGACAAAUCCCCAGAAGGGACAAGUCUACUUCUUCGACGACGCCAAGAUCAAGCGGAUCAACGCCGAUGGCACGAAACUCACAACCAUACACACACCGCUGGCUCACAAGGUUCUCGGCCUAACGCUGGAUCGUUCGGCUAGCCGGUUCUACUGGCUGCAAACCGAUUCGGACAAGCCCAGAGAAGUCAGGAUCCACAACUCGGACCUCGAAGGCUGGGACGAGAAGAGCGUGGAGGCGCCGUUGCUGCGCAACUGCGCCGGGGGUGGAGCUAUCGCUGUCAAGGGCGACUGGAUGUACGCGGUGUGCGACAAUUACGAGAGACUAGUCCGGGUCAACAAGACCACCGGCAAGCAGCUCGUGAAUGUGGCCGGCUCGCUCGACAGGCAGGGCUUCUACGCCCUGGCGGUUUUCGCUCCUCAGAUUCCACUGACUCUGCAAGAGCAGCUGCAGCACCUGCGACACCCCUGCCUGAACAACAACGGCAACUGCACCAACUUCUGCUUCGGCGUGCCCUCGAGCCAAAACCAAAGCGCCGAUCAGCAGAACAGCCUGAUGCGCGUCUGCGCCUGUCCCGAGGGCCAGAAGCUCGAUCAGUCCCAGGUCUGCGUGAGCGAGGUCAGGUCGAAGCCAGCGCACCGGGUGCACGUCUGCGAGACCGACUGGGAGUACACUUGCAAAAACGGAAGAUGCAUCCCCAAGAGCCAGCUCUGCGACGGGGUCAACGACUGCCUGGACAGGAGCGACGAGAUCGACUGUCCGGGUUACAGGAGGGACUUUUUGUUCGGACGGUGACGUGAUUUUCAUUGGAAAUGCGCUGACUGUAUGAUAUUAUAUUGUAGAUAUAAGUAAGUGAUUCUGCGUGUAAACCAUGUGAAAUAAAUUUUUGUAUUCAUUACCGCUA
Molecule: messenger RNA, 2520 nt
Organism: Nasonia vitripennis (jewel wasp)
Lineage: Eukaryota; Metazoa; Arthropoda; Insecta; Hymenoptera; Pteromalidae
Product: low-density lipoprotein receptor-related protein 2-like
Exons: 7
Coding region: 222-2411 (729 amino acids)
Molecular function (GO): protein binding
Source: RefSeq, a predicted model, not a curated record